CGUGCGUGCGCACGCAGAUGGCCCCAUGCAUGAGCCGAGCCAAACGGAGGGGAACCACCCAUGUGAUGACGUCACAACGCUCUGACAAGCUGGUUGUGCCGGAUGAAAAGAUGGCGGAUCAAGACGAGCCGAUCAGCAACGAGGAUAAGUUGCGCAUCGCAGCUGCGUUUAUCAUUCAUGCCCCACCAGGAGAGUUCAAUGAAGUUUUCAAUGAUGUCCGAUUGCUGCUCGACAAUGACAAUCUCCUCAGGGAAGGUGCGACGCAUGCAUUUGCACAGUACAACUUGGACCAGUUUACCCCCGCGAAAGUUGAGGGCUACGAUGACCAGGUCUUAAUCACAGAGCACGGGGAUCUGGGGAACGGUCGCGUCCUGGACCCCAAGAACAAGAUCUCCUUCUCCUUUGACCACCUGAGGAAGGAGGCCAGCGACCCCCGGCGUCACGAUGUGGACGUCUCCAUGGAGGAGUGGAGGAGCGCCGUGGACACCGCCGUCAGGGCUUACGUCAAGGAGCACUACCCUAACGGAGUCUGCACUAUUUACGGCAAAACCAUCGAUGGGCAUCAGACCAUCAUCGUGUGUGUCGAGUGCCAUCAGUUUCAGCCAAAAAACUUCUGGAAUGGACGCUGGAGGUCAGAAUGGAAAUUCACCAUCUCUCCAUCCUCCACCGACGUGGCAGGAAUCAUGAAGAUUCAGGUUCAUUACUAUGAGGACGGCAACGUUCAGCUGGUGAGCCACAAGGAGGUGAAGGAGACCAUGUCCAUUUCUAAUGAGGUCACAACCGCAGAAAGGUUUGUCAAGAUCAUGGGGGCCGCAGAGAGCGAAUAUCAGACGGCCAUCAAUGAGAACUAUCAGACCAUGUCGGACACUACCUUCAAAGCCUUACGCCGCCAGCUUCCUGUGACACGCACCAAGAUCGACUGGAACAAGAUUUUGAGCUACAAGCUCGGAAAGGAGAUGCAAAAUGCUUAAAAAAGAAGAAAAAACUAACUGCCCUCUUUGUCUCUAACACACACACACACCGACAUACACACAAAACAAUGUUGCAUGACUGGAUAGUAGUAUUUGUCUUUGUACAAAAAAAAAAACUAGAGAAGACAAAGAAGAUGCAAGAUGUCAAAUUAAGUCAUUGGAUGUCUCCUUUUAUUGAUGUUCCUUUCUUUUAUACAUACACAAGCGCGCCUCCCUGCUUUAAAUCAGAUGUUAUAUUGGAAAGAUAUAUACUUGACAUAGGAAAGAAAGCAAACAAGAAGGCAGCAGGCAAAAAUGUAUGCAAAAAAGCAAUUAUUUGUAAUUAAUUUCCACACAAAAAAUAACAAUUGUGCUCAUUGGCAAAACAUUCGAACCCCCCCCCCCCCCCCACUUCCUUUUGGGGGAGGCGGGGACUUUUCCACUGCUUGUCCUGUUUUUCUCUCUCCUGACAGACUGUACGGCCUCAUCAGUCUCCAGCAGCCCGACAAGCUUCACUAACUGGUCCCACGCUGCAUCGAGUAAUAUCAAAAAUGACAAUAAAAACAAGUAAAACAACAACAAAAAAGUAUCACUUCUCCUCCUGUGCUUAUUUUUACUUGACAGAACCCGACCGACUGUAUUAUAUGACAAAAAAAAAGAACAAGACACUGUAAUAUAUAUACAUAUAUAUAUAACUGUAUGACACAUCCUCUGUCAGUGUGGUGGUUAUUUCCAUGACAUCAUUGUAACUCGGUCACAGUUAUGUUGCAUUAAAUAACAAAUUUUCUAUCCAAA
Hippocampus zosterae (dwarf seahorse) is the source of this 1745-nucleotide messenger RNA. Its product is annotated as F-actin-capping protein subunit alpha-2-like. Lineage: Eukaryota; Metazoa; Chordata; Actinopteri; Syngnathiformes; Syngnathidae. The transcript is spliced from 10 exons. Gene Ontology annotation, biological process: actin cytoskeleton organization; barbed-end actin filament capping. The coding region runs from base 18 to 971 and encodes 317 amino acids. Gene Ontology annotation, molecular function: actin filament binding. The record is from RefSeq and is a predicted model, not a curated record. Gene Ontology annotation, cellular component: actin cortical patch; F-actin capping protein complex.